This is a messenger RNA of Haliotis rubra (blacklip abalone), 444 nucleotides long. Its product is annotated as leucine-rich repeat extensin-like protein 3. The transcript has a single exon. Lineage: Eukaryota; Metazoa; Mollusca; Gastropoda; Lepetellida; Haliotidae. The record is from RefSeq and is a predicted model, not a curated record. Bases 1 to 444 code for a protein of 147 amino acids.
AUGAUAUCAAAUAUCAUCAAUCCUCCAUGGUACCGACAGUCCUCCUCCAUCAGUCCUCCAUCAGUCCUCCGUCAGUCUUCCAUGGUACCGACAGUCCUCCUCUAUCAGUCCUCCAUGAUACCAACAGUCCUCCAUCAGUCCUCCAUCAGUCUUCCAUGGCACCGACAGUCCUCCUCCAUCAGUCCGCCAUCAGUCCUCCAUGGUACUGACAGUCCUCCAUCAGUCCUCAAUGAUAACAACAGUCCUCCUCCAUCAGUCCUCCAUGCUACCGACAGUCCUCCAUCAGUCCUCCGUGGUACCGACAGUCCUCCAUCAGUCCUCCAUGGUACUGACAGUCCUCCAUCAGUCCUCCAUCAGUCCUCCAUGGUACCGACAGUCCUCCAUCAGUCCUCCAUGGUACUGACAGUCCUCCAUCAGUCCUCCAUCAGUCCUCAAUGGUACUGA